AGCUAACAAGUAGGAAGAGAGAGCGAGAAAGCGAGAACGCUCCUUUCGGUGAAACUAUGUGAUCCGGAAUCAAACACAAAAAAACGAUCACGUUCCAGCUUCACAUUCGGCCAAUAGGAGCGAUCGCCAUUUAGGCUAACGAGCAAACAGUAUUACGACGUGACGAGGGCCCGCAGACCAACAGGCGGCAGUCAGCCAAAAACCAGCACUCCAAAAAUACGACAAAAUCCGAAAAUGUCACGUGCCAAGUCGCGCAUACAGACGGACGUGUGCGGAGACUGUGGCAGCACGGAUCCUUCCUGGGCGUCCAUCAAUCGGGGCAUUCUGCUGUGCGCCGACUGCUGCUCGGUUCAUCGCAGCCUCGGGCGGCACAUUUCGCAGGUGAAAUCCCUUCGCCAGGGCAGCUGGCAGGCGUCGGUGCUGAGCUUCGUCAAUCAACUGAACGCCCACGGAGCGAACAGUGUGUGGGAGCAUCUGCUGCUCGAUUCGGUGGCGCCGAAAAAUCUGAAACGCAAACCGACCCCCAAGGAUGCGGUUCACCCGACGAAGACGGACUUUAUCCGCGCCAAGCACGUCCAGCUGACGUACGUGCUGAAGCCGAGCUUUCAGGUGGACGAAGGCAGCAGCCUUGAGCAGGAGCUGAGCAAACAACUGCACGCCAGUGUCCGGGCGAGCAAUCUCGAAACAUCACUCCGGCUGCUGGUGCAGGGUGCCGAUCCGAAUUUCUACCAUGAAGAGAAAGGCUCGACACCGUUGCACGUGGCGGUGAAAUCCGGCCAGCUGUCGCAGAUCGAGUUGCUGCUAGUGUAUGGAGCCGACGUGAACGCUCUGGACGCGCAGAACCGCACACCACUCGAGCUGGCUCGCCAUGCCAAACAAUCGAUCAUCGCGGACCGGCUUCUGGAGGCUGUUUACGAGGUGACGGAUCGGUUGACGCUAUACUUGACUGGCAAGAAACCCAACCACGCGGCCGGUCAACAUCUGCUGCUGCCGGACCAGUCGAAGAAGGAAAUGAGCGAACAGCUAAAGAUUGCCCGCGGCAAACUUCAGCUGGUACCGAACCGAAUGUUCGAGGAGCUGGUUAUGGAUCUGUACGAUGAAGUGGAUCGCCGGGAAACGGAAGCAAUCUGGGCGACCAGCGCCCUCAACCCGGAGUCCGGUGCCGUACCGUUUCUUCCGACCAACCCACAUCUCAGUGCCACCCGGAAUCAGGGACGACAAAAGUUGGCUCGCUUCAGUCAGCCCGAGUUUGCUGGCCUGCUGAUGGACGUCCUGCUCGAUGCGCAUCGUCGGCAGAAUAUGGCCAACCUGCGGCCCAUCGAUGGUCCGCUACCGAUUGGGCUUGGUACCGGUCUGCUCAAGACCGAAGGAGGUGCCCGGGAAUCGAACCUCUCCGACGAUGAACCACUCUACGAUGCUGUCGCUUCGGAUGAUGACUACGCGGCGCUCGCUCCGGUGGCGCAACAGGCGCUGGUGAACAAAUCGUCCCCGGCGGCUGUCUCCAACGUGGAGGUGGAAACAUUGCGCCAGCGAAUACAGGACCAGGAGCUGACCAUUCACGAACUGCGCACCAUGAUUCAACGAUUGGCGUCGGAGAACAAUCAACUAAAGUCCCACAUCGACUCGAAGGAGCACGAAGUUCAACUCCGUAUCGAUACGUAUCUGAACGGAUCCGGAGCCAGUGACCCGACCUCGACAAACCCAGUCCAGCCUGAGGUUAGUGGUGGGGCAGACAGUGCACAACCACCUAAUGCGUCGUCAACGGUGGCCGCCGGGUACACGAAGCGACCGGUGAGCAUGUACGAAGCGCGCCAGGCACCACGGGACGAAAGUCGACCGCCUAUCACGCAAAGCCUCUACUCGAUGGCCCCGGUGCCAGGAAGUCCGGAGUGUGCUGCCACCGGUCAGCCGCUGCCGUCGUUCGACGAAGUGCAACGCAGAACCGAUCUGGUGGUGCGGCGUAUCAAGGAACUGUUCGCGGCCAUGAAGGACCGGACGCAGCGGGAAGCGUUCGUUCCGUGUGCCGAACGGAUACGUUUGGCGGUCGUGGACCUGAUGAGCCUCUUCCCGAGCACACUCAUCGCCAGCGAAUCGUUGCGUGGUGCUCUGCAGCAGCUAAACUUUCAUGCGAAUCUGAUCCAGGCCGAGUGCGCCCGGUUGCAGCAGUGUUUGGCCUUCGACAUGGUGGGUGCUCCAAUGAACGGUGCCGCCGGGAAGGGAAUGCUUGAGGGGAUCGAGCAAAACAUGGAACAGGUCCGAGGCUGCGCCUAUGACCUCGCAAUGUCAACGAAAAUUCUCAUCACCCACCUGCAGCAGUCCUCGUAGACACGGGUAGGGCAUUUUCGCGCCAAACAUCGAAUACCGGGCGUGCCGUAGGCAGCUAGAGGAACGGAAUCAGCGCAUUUCCGUACAGUAUUUUCAGUGCAGUCCUUCCCCGUUAACGGAGACCUCGCGCUGCUGACUGGUUCCGAUGCAAUUAUUACAUUAAGUUGUCACUGAAGUUUCUUCCCGCGCAAUACUACCGAAACAAGUUGUACUAAUGUUUAACACAGCCCCCCGAAUCGAAAGUGCCAAAUGGAACGGAACGGGACAGGUUUACUUGCAAGCAGAAUUUUAGAAAACUUUACACUAACAGGGCCGACUAAAUGUUGCAAUCGAUUCGUUUUAGGAGGAGCGUGACAGAGUUGAUAUUCAUCUUGCCAUUGCGGGAAGCCUUCUUUACGAGCGCUCGAAAGGCACACCUAACGCGAUACGAUUAUUGACCAUCUAUAUUUAACUCCUACGAGGCGGAACAGAUUGUUAUAAACGUGUUACAACCUAAACAAAGCAAACUAAAUCCCAGAACCAGCAUUGACCGCCAGUGCGUGACCAUCAUAGGGCCACACGGAAGGGAGGGCCACGGAAUGCUUUAGAAGUAGCCAUCUUAUCGGCUUCCCUGUUUGCCGUUGAUUUUGAAGAGAACUUUUAUCCGAAGAGCCUUAAUUGAACAAUAAUAGAGUUAUUUAUAAUCUACUGCAAACUAUACGACAACUAAACAUU
Messenger RNA from Anopheles bellator, 3039 nucleotides. RefSeq names its product ARF GTPase-activating protein Git (gene Git). Gene Ontology annotation, biological process: regulation of ARF protein signal transduction; brain development. The transcript is spliced from 6 exons. The coding region runs from base 235 to 2325 and encodes 696 amino acids. Gene Ontology annotation, molecular function: protein binding; GTPase activator activity. The record is from RefSeq and is a predicted model, not a curated record. Lineage: Eukaryota; Metazoa; Arthropoda; Insecta; Diptera; Culicidae.